Molecule: messenger RNA, 984 nt
Organism: Eutrema salsugineum
Lineage: Eukaryota; Viridiplantae; Streptophyta; Magnoliopsida; Brassicales; Brassicaceae
Product: protein ENHANCED DISEASE RESISTANCE 2-like
Exons: 1
Coding region: 13-984 (323 amino acids)
Source: RefSeq, a predicted model, not a curated record
AGAUCGAAUCUAAUGGAUAUUUUAUUAGCAACUAGUAAUAGAUUUAUUAGACCAUCAAGACUAGUCGAAAAAGCCAUCAAGAGAAUAGAAGAGAGAGGCGAGAACGAAUCACACACCAUGAGGCCAACCAAAUGCUCCAGUUCCAAACCGGCUCAAACCGGAUCAAUCCCGCAUGUACCGGAGUGGAUAACCGAGACGCUCAACGGUGGAUCACUCCGCCUCGUCGACCUCCAUACCGGAAUCAACGGCUGGGCUUCGCCUCCAGGUUCCGUCUUCUCUCUCCGCUCCGCUACUUACUUCACCGACAAACAGAAAUCUCCCGGCGGAGACUACCUCCUCUCUCCCGCCGGCGUUGACUGGCUCAAAUCCACCACGAAACUCGAAAACGUCCUGGCUCGUCCCGAUAACCGAGUCGCACACGCGCUUAAAAAAGCCCAAUCUCGUGUCAAAUCCCUAAACAGCUUCAUCUUCGCCGUGAAUUUCCAAGUUCCAAGCAAAGAACCGUACAGCUGCGUGUUCUACUUCGCGACGGAGGAUCAAAUCCCUUCCGAUUCCGUCCUCCGCCACUUGAUCGACGGAGACGAAUCGUUCUGUAACGAAAGAUUCAAAGUGGUGAGCAGAGUCGUGGAAGGUCCCUGGGUAGUUAAAUCGGCGGCCGGGAGCUUCGGUGCGUUCGUUGCUGGUAAGACUGUGAGGUGUAGUUAUUACAGAGGAGAUAACUACUUGGAGAUAGAUAUCGAUUUAGGAAGCUCGGCGAUUAUGAGGGCGCUUUUGCGGCUUUCGUUGGGGUGCAUUACGAGCCUUACGGUCGACGUUGGUUUCGUUGUGGAGGCGCAAACGGAGGAUGAGCUGCCGGAGAGACUUAUCGGAGCUUGUAGGAUUUGUCAUAUGGAGUUAUCUUCGGCUUUUGUGGUCGACGACUCGAAGAAGCCUCUCGGAAUGAUGGGUUCGGCGAAAGCAAACGACGACGACGAUGAGGUUUGA